AUGAAGAUGCUGAUCGGCAGUUAUCUGCCCGAUUCGUUGGACAGAUAUCAGAGCCUGUUAAACGCGUAUUUCCCGGUGAUAUAUGAUCUGAAAUUUAUGAUAACUUUGACACCUUAUGAUGGUGGACUUGCACUGAAUGUGGAGAGACUCGGGACUGCGCACCAAGCAGGAUCGGACAGCCUGCUCACAGCUGGUGUUUUCGUCAAGCAAGGGAGCGAUCGACAUGUAUGCUGGGAAGGAACUGCUCUGGCGUUUGCUGACUGCUCACAGCUUGAGCAAUCUGACUCAUCUACGUCUCUAGGCUCUUCAUAUGUACUGCCAUACUGUGCAUAUCAUUCUCAACCUUCUCUAGCCUUUGAUUGGAAUGCUCCAUAUUCUUGUGUGACUGUGUCAUGA
Molecule: messenger RNA, 396 nt
Organism: Salvia splendens (bonfire salvia)
Lineage: Eukaryota; Viridiplantae; Streptophyta; Magnoliopsida; Lamiales; Lamiaceae
Product: probable CCR4-associated factor 1 homolog 6
Exons: 2
Coding region: 1-396 (131 amino acids)
Cellular component (GO): CCR4-NOT complex
Molecular function (GO): poly(A)-specific ribonuclease activity; nucleic acid binding
Source: RefSeq, a predicted model, not a curated record